Megalobrama amblycephala (Wuchang bream) is the source of this 2048-nucleotide messenger RNA. RefSeq lists its product as uncharacterized. Gene Ontology annotation, molecular function: GTP binding. Lineage: Eukaryota; Metazoa; Chordata; Actinopteri; Cypriniformes; Xenocyprididae. Bases 65 to 1672 code for a protein of 535 amino acids. The transcript is spliced from 2 exons. The record is from RefSeq and is a predicted model, not a curated record.
AUCAGACUGAAGAGUGACAGUGAAGGUCAUCUGUGAACUGGACACAUUUAGUCGAACGAUCACCAUGAAUUCCAGACAGCCAAGUCUUCCUCCACGCAGACCAAUUCUGAUUCAUCAAGGUCCUCCAAAAAAAUACCGGCUAUAUACUGAGAGAAGAAUACUUGAUGAUAAUGGAAAAGUCCGAAAAUGGACUUAUGGGAUAAGAGACACCAAGAAACAAAACAAAAUUAUUCUGCUGGUGGGAGAGACCGGCGUUGGUAAGACGACUCUCGUUAACACCAUGGUCAACUACUUACUUCAGGUGAAGUUUGAAGAUGAAAAAUGGUACGAAAUCACAGAAGAGGAAGCCGGAGACCAAUCAGAAUCACAAACCUCUGAAAUCACCUUGUAUGAGGUCUUUCCUGUAGAGAAAUCUGUAUCUCUCACAAUCAUUGAUACUCCAGGAUACGGAGACACUAGAGGACUGGAAAAGGAUCUGGAAGUUGCUGAGAAUUUAUCUGUUCUGUUUCAGAGCAAUGAUGGAGUUCGUGAAGUCGACGCCGUGUGUUUUGUAACUCAGGCGUCUAAGUAUCGUCUCUCAGACAGACAGCAUUACGUUAUCAGUUCAAUUCUGUCUUUAUUUGGAAAAGAUAUUGUGAACAACAUUGUGUUUUUAAUCACAUACUCUGAUGGUAUGCCACCCAAAAACAUCCUCGGUGCCAUUAAUAAAGCUAAAAUCCCCUGCAGACGAGACAACGCAGGCCAACCUGUUUAUUUCUUAUUCAACAAUCGGCAGGCUGAUGAGCGUCACAGUGAAGAACGUUACAUUCUUGCUCAAAGAAGCGCAUGGGAAGAAAGCAUGAAAGGCAUGAAGAAAUUCUUUCAGUCUGUGAAUGAAAUGAACAGAAAAAGUUUGGAGUUGACUUCAGAUGUCCUGAUUGAGCGCAUUCAAUUUGAAGCAUCCAUCUGCAACUUACAGCUGAGAAUUCAAGAGAUGGAGCUGAAAAAGGCUGAAAAACUUCAGAUUCAGGAGGCAAUGAUGCUCAACAAGGAAAAGGUUGAACAGUGUAAAAACUUUACCGUUACAUUAAAAAAGACUGUGAAAGUGAAGGUGCCCAUUGAAAGUGCAUCAUGGAAGAACAGGAAGGCAACGACCUGCACCGUCUGUGAGGAAAACUGCCAUGAGUUUGGCUGCUGGUGGGCUUCUAAUCCCAGCAGAUGUGAAGACAUGAAAAACGGCUACUGCACAGUGUGCACAGGGAACUGUCAUCACAGCAAACAUAUCAAAGAAAACAAGAAAUAUGUCGUCAGAAACUCAAACAUAAAGAUACAGUUUGACCAACUGAUGAAAGAAUACGAAAAAGCUCAAGAAGAGUCCAAGACGUUUUCGGCUAUAAAUGAUAGACUUGACAAAGAUCUGCAGGAGAUCGAGGACCAAAAGUCAAUUCUUCUGUUUAAUGCUUACAGGACCAUCAGGCAUCUGUCUCAGAUCGCAUUAAAGCCAGACUCGGCGUUCACUCUUCAGCAUCUCGACUUCUUCAUUCCCAGAGUGAAGGAGGCUGGGAAAUUGAACUGGGUCAGACAGCUGGAGGAAAUGAAGAGAAACGCUGAAGCUGAGGAAGCAAACAAAGACGCUCUGAGUUACCUUCAAGCUGGUCUGGCAAAACUAGAUCUUUUCUUUAGUGGGCAAUGAAGAUUAAGAAGACUGCUUACAAUGAGAAAUCAAUGCAGGUGACUCCCUGCAAAUCUGAAAAUAAUGACAUUCAUUUAACCAUAGUAUCAAGUUCAUUUUCAUCCCUGCUUUUAGUGUUUAUUCAAAACUAGACAAGCUUGGUAAUAUUAUAAUCUCCUGUUAAUUCAUGAUCUGUAAUCAUACUGCAAAUUAGUAUUUUAAAUUUCUGGGUACUAGAUGGUAGCUUUAAAGGCAUAAUAUGUAAUAAUUUUUAAUUAAAAUAUCCAAAACUACCAGAACAAUGUUAUAUAUUUUGUUGAUUUGUGCACUUAUAUUAUAUUAUGAGAAAUCUGUAGUGUGUAAUGGCCCAUGUCAUUGUGCACAUUAUCCUCGAUUU